Messenger RNA from Durusdinium trenchii, 1144 nucleotides. Lineage: Eukaryota; Dinophyceae; Suessiales; Symbiodiniaceae. The record is from the annotation of a GenBank genome assembly.
GUGGCCUCUGACCUAAUGGCAAUGCCCUCCAAUCUAUUAAAUCUAUUGUUCCUGCAAGGAAGACUCAGAUGUUUGAUCGGAUGCAGCCGUUUCAAGCUCCUGGUGUCACAAGUGCGGAAGUGGAACUUCCAGACCAAUUCAAGCAGCAAUGCUUUCGAUGGUCGAGCAUGUGGAUGCGGACAUCUCUGAUGAAAGACCAGAAGGACACAAACAUGGCUGCCACAGUGACCGUGCAGACCGGGCCAUUGUGAAGCAUCGGAGGGAGAUGGCAAAAGCCGUGGGGAAUGUGAAGCAAUUCUUGAUGAAGAACCACUUCUCGGCGGAUCCCAAUGGCCAUAAGGGAAAGCUCUUUGUGACCUAUCCACUGCAUGAGGCAGUGAAACAGAACAAUCCAUACAUCACGUGGGCACUUCUCAUCUUCGGUGCAGAUGCAAGAACCAAGGACUCCUGGGGCCGAACUGCUUACGAGUACGGUGGUCGAGCUUCGCAGGAGAAAGUCCGUGAGGUUUUUCAGAAGCUUGGUGUCUCUCCUACAUCUCCAGUAUGGUCGGGUACCUCCAACCUGACACGCUUUCCACCGCCACGCGGUUGGGAGUGUUUCUUCGCAAGGCUUGCAAAGGAUCCCUUGGUCCAAGCGCCAAACUGUGAAGACCAAUGGUUGCAGGAACUCGGAGAGAAGACAUUGAAGUGCUGAAUGUGUUUUUCGUGCCACGCAGCGUUUUUUCAAGAAUUCGGUCAUCCAGUGUUCCCUCCUUGCUGUUUCACUGGGUUUGCACGCAGAUCUUGGGUGACUUGCCUAUGUGCUACGUGGCUUGUGCUAGCUUCUCACAGAGUGAUAUCACACAUCGAUCGACAUUUCGAUGCCAUGCAGUCCUAAUUAGCGACCUGAUUUUGGCAAGCUGAGUCAGGGAGACUUGGCCUAAGUAAGGCGAAGUGGAUCCCUGACAGGGUGGGGCUCGUGGCCCCCGGUCUUUUGCAUUCGGAGAUUGCUUUCUUCAGGUCUCCUGAUAUUAGUUUUUGGCGUCACGAAGUUUUGCGUAACGCUCAGAUGCAGAAACUCAUGUUAGGAACCUAGCACCUUAUUUUGGUGCAACUUUCAAGGACUGAAGCGUGUCCAUAGUUGCCUGCAGGCCAACAUGUAUCG